GACUGUUAAAAAGCUUGCAGAACCCGGUCCUUGAGUCGACUUCACUCGAACAAAGCCCAAGUGUAGGAAGUGCUGUUCCUGUAUGUCGAUUUUGUUCUAAUUAUGUGAUUAAAGAAUUGGGAAGAUAUCUGGAACUGUUUAGUGAAUUGC
This is a messenger RNA of Dentiscutata heterogama, 150 nucleotides long. Lineage: Eukaryota; Fungi; Glomeromycota; Glomeromycetes; Diversisporales; Gigasporaceae. The record is from the annotation of a GenBank genome assembly.